GGUCACUCCACCAUUCAAUGUUGUUAUAUCGUUUACAACUUCAUCUUUUUAUAUAGCUUAUCAUUGUAUUACCAAUAUUGUGCGGCCCCCGUGCCGCCACCUACUUUUGGGAUGGACCCACACGUCAGGGACUGGUCCCGUUUCUUUGACGCCUGUCUACGACGCCGGCUUGAUGUUGAACUCUUCGCUAUCACCGCUGAGCUGCUAUAUGAAAGGUCCCCAUUACCGGGAGUCAAAAUUGCUCGUUUGUUGUUGAGGCCACGCACUGCAGCUGCACCAAAACUCCCAGAUCCUCGCGUCAUCUGGUACUGCGAGCGACUUCUUGCCUUGAAGAGGAUCGAUGUAUCAGAGGUCUUGGCUGCCGCUUUUCAGUUUUCCCCGUCAAGAGACCGCCCGCCUCAGGAAGGAGUUGAAGGCAGUGUCCCCAAGAAUCAUCGGUCACGGUGGCUGAACCCACCAGCGCUGGAGGAGAUCCUGUUUGACCGACUGCACAAGCUCUUCAUGACAGGAGAGCGGCCCCUAUCAAGCUUAGAGGCCGCGCGAACAAUCUUUGUGCUGUCGAAAUGGAUGUCGGCCAUGGUAGCCUCGCAUACCAGCGAUAGCAUGAUGCAUGCCAUGGCCGGGAUCCCGCAGCAUCCGCAGCAAUCUUCCAUCAUCGUCCGCGAAGGGCUCGGAUUGUUGAUGGUGAGCUUGGUUGAAAACGCAAAGAUUCUGGAAGUACUGGGGAGGGAUCACAUGGAUGACGUCAAGAAGUCCUUCUCUCAGUCACUGUCGUCCUUCAUCCCUUUUUUGCAACAGACAUCUCAAACAGCAUUGCAAAUCGCAAGUCGCCUGGAAAUGUCUCAGAAACAGCACGGCCUCUUUGACAAGUCGCUCCACCUCGAUGGGCACGCUGGACAGGGCCCUAACCUGGACGUUGCUGCUUUACAGCUCGACGCCGUGAUGGAUCUUCCAGCCCUCAACACGCGCGCAGGCCUGUUCGUAUACCUCAAUUCGCUUCUGUUUGGCCGACCACUCACGGAUGCGUUUACCAUGAGCACGUAUCUUAGUGCACGUUAUAAGGGUGACUCUCAAAGCAUGAUCACUGACCUGAUCACUGCUGCCUUUGAUGUUCUAGCUAACGCAAUGUACCGAAACGAGCCAAGCCAUGUGAUGUUCUGCUUAAAGAGUUUUUUGGUAAACAAGGUCCCUCUUCUUAUUGUCCAAUUCUCCUCGUCCACUUUUCCCAUGACGGCAGAAAUCUGCAUCACUGAAGCCCUCGCACGCAUCGAUCCGAACGCUUUUCCUGCGUUUUCUCAAGACUUCGGUAUCUUGGGGAACAACAGCAACUCCCUUUCGGAUGCUAGGCAGGAUUUCCUUAAUGCGUGCGCUCUCCAUGGCCUGAUUGCAGCGAACACCGUGCAACGCCUCCUGGGGGAAACGCCCUUGCAAGGUCCACCAAGUACCAGGCACGUGAAGAAACACGUGCUUAAUAAACUCAAAAACAAUUUCGAGUCAGUGAAUCCGCUCAUCGAACAGUUAACGGCUCUGGACGGGAAUGCGGGAGCUAUCGUUCUCGCCCUCACAGAGUUUAUCUCCCAUCUGUGCGACACGCAAAUGACAAUGUACCUCAAGACGUUAUGCAAUUCGCUGCUUAAAAGGCCACAAGCACUGGAUGUGAUGCUCCAGUUCGCAUCGCCUGAACGCAUUCUGCGCCCUUUGUGUUUGUUCUUGCAUGACUGGCGAUACGAAGACACCCAAGGUGAGUAUCAGCCGGUUUACGAAGAAUUCGGAGCCAUUCUUGUCCUUGUGUUAGCGUUCGUUCAUCGAUACAACCUAUCGUAUCAUGAGCUGGGCAUUGGUCAUGACUCCUUUGUCGCACAACUCCUCGAGCGCGGCCAUGUCAGCAUACGCCAGGACGAUACGACGGAAGAACAGAGAAAGCACCUUGGAAAUUGGCUCAAAGGUUUGUACGACUCUGAUAAAGAAGCUCUCGGCAACGACGUGUUUGCUUCAUGCCGGCCACAAGACUUCUACCUGAUCGUGCCGACGCUCUUCCGCCACACUGUAGUUGCAUGUUCGGCGGGGGUUCUCUCUUUGGAUACCGCGAAGUGCGGUCUUGAGUAUCUCCAAGAUACGUCUCUGCUACCAUCCCUUGUGGGCGGCCUGACCUGGAUGGCGGGCUAUGCGGAGCACAACCAUCGGGACCUGGACGUCAUGAUACCGCUCUUCAACAAGCUGACCCGACCUGGAUCCGUAUCCGGAGAUGCUCAGGCCAUGCAUUCCGCCAUCAUAUCGAUCGUGUCAGGUCGCCUCGAGAAAUGUCUCCGGGCCCUAAAACAACGCCACCCCAACCGCAGCGACAUCGACCAUCUCCUCCACAUCAUCAUAAACCAAGGCUCGUACGAGCACUCCGUCUAUAGUUCCUCAUCUGAACUGGGAAGAUGGACAAACUCACCUCCAACCACUCUCUACCGAGAAAUCAAACACUCCGUGCAAGCCUUAUCUCAAUGGGCAUCCGCAGCAGCCCUGCAUCCCACUCCUCCAAGCUAUGCGCACAAACAGAUAUACGCCUCCCUCCACCUCCUCGGCACCCAUAAAACCCUCCACGCCAUCCUCUCUGAGAUUCGGACCCAGACCGAAGCCCGUAAUGGCGCCGCAGCCCUCGACGUCGGCCUCUCCAUCGUCUGCGCCCCCAUGUUGGAAAACAGCUCGCUGGCCACUGACGUGACGACGUCCAUUUCGAGUCCCCGCACACACCUCAAUCUCCGCGAAAUGCUCAAGGAGGAAUUCGAUAAUGCCGCCUCGCUCGUCGCCACGGACCAGCUCCUCGCAGAAACGAUCGUGCGCUUGCAUCGCCGUGUAGAGGCAUUCGUGGCAGCCAUUGCGCAGAACCAGGCGGCACUGGCGACGGCACAACUGGACAUGUCGAACGUGGACCUCGCGGAGGUGCAGGCGGCGCAAAAUGCACAGAUGGAUAAGGCGCUGAAUGACGUUGCGGCUGCUGCCGCCGCGGCCGCAUCAGCGAAUCCAGAGCAGCAAGCCGCGCUGCAGCGCUCGCUGGAGCAGCAUUUAGAUCUUUCUGCUGCCGCAGCCGCCGCAGCAGCAGCAGGCGGACUCGAUUUGAGCGGUAUGGGUGUUGCAGGUGGGGCGGAUAUGGGUAGUUUGGGGAACUUGGAUCUCGGGGGUUUGGGGGAUAUGGGCAUGGGAAUGGGCAUGGGGAUGGAGCUGGAUAUGGAUAUGGGGAUGGAGGAUGAUGAUACGUGGGGGUUGAAUUUCAAUGACAUGUAGGGAAUGUUGGAACGACUAAUGUGCUGACGGGGAGUGGGCUUCUGGACGGAGAUUCACUCAGAGGUGGGAGGUUAAGUAGUCGGGUCGUGGCGGGACCGGAAUUGGAGUCCUGCAAUUGCUUGUUGGUAGUAUUGCUGUGCUUGCUGGUUGCACUUCCAGGUCGUGAAUGUGCUCAGCGGUGGUAGAUAGGUACGGAAUCCAAGUACCGAGGUGC
Messenger RNA from Westerdykella ornata, 3484 nucleotides. RefSeq names its product mediator of RNA polymeras-like protein II transcription subunit 5. The record is from RefSeq and is a predicted model, not a curated record. Gene Ontology annotation, molecular function: transcription coregulator activity. Lineage: Eukaryota; Fungi; Ascomycota; Dothideomycetes; Pleosporales; Sporormiaceae. Gene Ontology annotation, cellular component: mediator complex. Bases 112 to 3270 code for a protein of 1052 amino acids. Gene Ontology annotation, biological process: regulation of transcription by RNA polymerase II. The transcript is spliced from 7 exons.